AUGGAAAACAACAGUCAGGACGGCGGCUCGCCAAGCCGCACCACCCAAAUGCCAGUCCAAAUGAUGAACCAAAUGUCAGAACAGCUAAACGCAAUCCACAGAGACCAGCAGCAUAUACGCAACGAAAGAGAUAACGACCGCGAAGAAACAAGAGCGCAGGUCCAAGCCCUAGAAUCUGCAAUCGCAACCCCAAAUCACACAUCUUCAGAAGAUAUCGUCAACUCAGUGCUCCAGAGACUGGGACUAGUACCGCUUGUUCUCAACACCACCUCGCCUGCCAACAUCCACAGCCCACAACAAGGUCAGUUACCAGCCAAGAAGAAGCCAACCCUUCCGAAUCCCCAACGACUUGAUAGAACUCGGAAAUUAUUUUGUCCUUGGCUCUUGCAAAUGCGAAGCAAGCUCCAUGUAGAUGGGCCUGCUCUAGGGGGCUCUUUUGACCAAUUUGUCUACAUUUACUCCCAACUAGAUAAGACGCCUCAGGCUAUAGCUGCCGCUUACCUCGAGAAAGGGGGUUUAGACGGGCUAUCAAACCCUGUUGACUUUCUCAAAUACAUGUCAACAUGUUAUGCUGACCCCAAUAUCGAGCAAAGAGCCCUAAGCCGACUCGAGACAAUACGGCAGGGGCCACAGGAGAACUUCGCAAUCUUCCUACCAAAAUUCGAGAAAGAGUUAGCUGAUAGUGGUGGAGCCAGUUGGGAUAAUGCUGUAAAGAUCAACUUCCUCAAACGGGUCAUAAGCGGAGAACUCCCGCUCCAAUCCCUCGGAGCUAAUCUCGACGAACUUCGAUUCUAUAAUCGUAGCAGAGAACAGUCAAGUGGUCAAGCUAAGAGCAAGAACCAGGUUUCAAAGACUAAGAACUCAUUCCAGACACCUGCAGGAGAGGAAACGCCCUCAGACCCGAUGGAUUGGGACUACAAAAAUCGGGAAGGCAGGAAGCAAGCAUAA
Metarhizium robertsii ARSEF 23 is the source of this 948-nucleotide messenger RNA. RefSeq lists its product as uncharacterized. The transcript has 2 exons. NCBI's taxonomy places the organism in Eukaryota, Fungi, Ascomycota, Sordariomycetes, Hypocreales, Clavicipitaceae. The record is from RefSeq and is a predicted model, not a curated record. Bases 1 to 948 code for a protein of 315 amino acids.